Molecule: messenger RNA, 1644 nt
Organism: Cercopithifilaria johnstoni
Lineage: Eukaryota; Metazoa; Nematoda; Chromadorea; Rhabditida; Onchocercidae
Source: the annotation of a GenBank genome assembly
AUGGGUAAUUAUACACGCGCUGCAGUCACUUGCGAUCAUGGAUUGUGUAGUGAAAUUGGCAGGAAUAUUUUGAUGAGAGGUGGUAAUGCAGUGGAUGCAUCAAUCGCUUCAAUGUUCUGUCUCGGUGUCACAAAUCCUCAGAGCAGUGGUAUCGGCGGUGGCUUCAUUAUGACGCUAUAUAAUAGGACUGAAAAAAAAUGCACUAUUAUUGAUGCCAGAGAAACAGCGCCUGAGAAGGCCCAUCGGGAUAUGUUCAUCAAUGAUGAAUUCGGUUCCAAAUAUGGUUAUCGCGCUAUAGCAACACCAGGAGAAAUUGCCGGAUUUUGGCUUGCAUUCAAACGUUUUGGAAGUGGACAGGUAUCUUGGUAUGAUUUGAUAAAACCAUCGAUUGAUCUAUGCCGUUAUGGAGUACCCGUGUCCAAGUACCUCGGAUAUGUCCUUAGUGCAAAGGAGAAACAUUGUAAAACAUUGACCACUAUGGCAAGUUGGAUUAACAAUAAUACCGAUAAAGUGUAUGUUGCCGGAGAUAUUAUUAAACGAUCGGAAUUAGGUAAUACAUUAGAAAGGCUUGCACUUAGUUCCGAUCCAGUGGAGCUUUUCUACCGUGGAGAUAUCGCCAAAGAAUUAGUCAGGGAAAUCCAAGAUAAUGGCGGAAUUGUAACGGAGAAUGAUUUCGCACAAUUUAAACCAAUAGUACACGAGCAGCCACUGGUCAAUGAUCACUUCUCGGGUGAUUUAGUAAUGUGUGGUCCACCACCUCCUUCCUCAUUCGCAGUUACUCAACUGAUUAUAUCUCUCAUGGCUCGAUUUUAUGGGCCUAUGACAAGCAAAGAGGUGCUAAAGAGUGAUGCACUUUUUUAUCAUAGAUUUCUCGAAGCGCAAAAGUUUGCUUAUGCACAACGGACUUUGAUGGGUGAUGAAGUUUUCGUGAAAGAAGCCAAAGAGCUUGCCAAAAAUAUGACAACAAAAGCAUACACGGAUUGGGUAUUUUCAAGAAUGCGCAAUAAGGCACAACCAACAGAAUACUACGGUGGAAUUUCGAAACAGUUAGAUGACCAUGGUACGUCGCAUGUUUCGGUAUUAGAUUCUAUGGGUAAUGGAGUAUCCAGUACAAGUACUGUUAAUCGAUGGUUUGGUGCGGUAGUGCAAUCUGUCAAGUUAGGAGUUGUAUUUAAUGACGAAAUGGAUGACUUCUCCACUCCAGGCAUGCCAAAUGGCUUCGGAUUUGCGCCAUCUGAAAGCAAUUUCAUUGAGCCCAAGAAGAAACCAAUGAGUAGUAUGAGUCCAAUGAUCAUUUAUAAUAAUAAAACUGGAAAAAUUGUAAUGAUAGCAGGAUCAUCGGGUGGUUCGAAAAUAAUUUCAUCUUUGGCUAAGGCUGUUGUUCGAGUGCUAUUUUUCAAUGAAACUAUAAAAGAGGCUAUUGAUGCUCCAGCGUUACACAAUCAAUUCACACCAGAUAUUACACAAUUUGAACAUGCUGUACCGAGGGAGUUGAUGAAUGAUCUGACGCAGAAUUUCGGACAAAAGUUCAAAAAAACCACUGGUUUUGAAGGUAUAGCUCAAGGGAUUGUAGUGAGUGAGGAUGGAAUCUACGUCAAUGGAGACUACAGACGUAAAAGUGAUAUGCAUCCUGGAGGAUAUUAG